This is a messenger RNA of Arxiozyma heterogenica, 411 nucleotides long. RefSeq lists its product as uncharacterized. The record is from RefSeq and is a predicted model, not a curated record. NCBI's taxonomy places the organism in Eukaryota, Fungi, Ascomycota, Saccharomycetes, Saccharomycetales, Saccharomycetaceae. The transcript has a single exon. The coding region runs from base 1 to 411 and encodes 136 amino acids.
AUGCUGAGACCACAACAACAAAAAUGGUUUUACAAAUCAUUUCUAUCCAGAAAAUAUCUUAGUAUACUAUCAAAAUUGCAAAUGAGUUUCCCCAAUAAGAAAGUUAUUGAAAAUAAAUUCCACUUUGAAGAAGUUACUACAUCUAUUAAUGACGCAUUAACUAAAUAUAAAUCUUUCUUAAACGAUACAACGAAAAAUUCAUUUGUGAUCAAUGGAUGGAUUGACUCCCCUGUAAAAAAAAUUGGUAACAAGUUAUAUUUUGCUACUUUAAGAGACCCAUAUGGAACUAGAAUCCAAUUAGUGGACAAACACGAGCCAUCUCUCUUAAAAGCAUGUAAUAGUGUAGAGAGUUGUGUACAGAUCAAAGGUCAACUGAGUCUAAAGAAACAACCUAAAAAAAAAUCCAACUAA